GUUCAGAAGAACAAUAGACACAAAAGAUCUUGUCUUCAUAGGAAUGUCUAGCGUUCUUUUGUUCUGAGAAAUUACAAAGUAAUUUCGAUGCCGACAGGUCUGUCAAUCAAGCACGGGUUUGACAAACUAUCAAACACCUUUCAAGUGGCGAAACCAUGGAAUCAUCGCAGUCAAACAUCACAACAUGUAAAUCACGCGAGAUUACUCACGCAGUACCACAUACCGAAGGAUUGUGUUUCUAAGGAACUCAUCUCGCCAUUAAUGUGCCAUGGUUUUCUUUACCUUCUUUAGCGGAAUCUUCACCCGGGUUAUGUUUCUUGUGCACGGAGUAGUAAGCGUGUAUCUUGUGGUUCUUUACAAGAAUAACGACACAAUCUACUGGUGGCUAUGUACUGGACUGUUUUUACUUUUGAUUGAAUCGUUUUACACCAUCGUCAUCCGGAAAGGCAAAGAAUAUAAAUAGUAAGUAGAAUAUCUGUGAUGAUUUUCAUAGCGUGGCUUUUCUCUUUCUCUUAUUUUCUCGAUUCUUUGCAAAUGAGUGAUCGCAAUGUGGUAUGUUUGUUUUAAUACGAAAACACGCCAAACUAAAACCCGAGUACGCUUAGACAUACUGAUGUUUGCAUUUACUCAAUUGCAUAUGAAUUUAAAUUUAGAUUAACUCGCUUUAUACUUAAUAAUUUGACUUGGUUGUUGAUGAAUCUUUUUCAAGUGGCACUCUAAUAUCUGGAAACCUUGCUCUAUCGAGAUCUGAUCAGCAAAUAGCGACUCUCUCAUAUUUAAAACUAUUUCAGAGCAAUCAGUUGUGCGAGAAUAUUAUUAGCUUAUAGACAUCCUGUGGAUUUAAGGGUUAUCAUCCAUAACGCAUUAUUACACUGUGGUUGUGAAAGCGAAGAACUGGUUGUUAAUUACCACUUAAUCAAAACUUCGGGCUUCUGUUUUCUGAUUCCAUGUUUUUUUUUUUAAUCGCAAUCGAAAAUAAGUGCUUUGUUGAACAGCUGUGUGAAAUUGUUCCUUGGUUUAACAAAGACGAUCGUACACCAAAUUAAGACUAGUGGCACCGCUUCGAUAAAUUAUACGCUUUGAAUACGUCAUCAGGGUUAGGAAAGUCAAAUGUGUGUUUGGAUACGAUCAGUUUUUGAUGAGAAAUAUAUACGAACAAUAUCCUUCUGUUAGCGAUGGAUAGCUGCGGUUUGUUUGGCAGUUUUAAGUACUGAUUGAGUUAGCCGAGGGAUAAAUGAAAAACCAUUGAAAUGAUACUGACUGGGUUAUAACAAAAGAUAAACACAUUGCAGUCCGAUAUCUUUGCACGAAGUACUUUCUUCAAUAUCGCGAUUUUUUAGGUUCACCUAGUAAGAAAAUGUUCUCAUUCGAGGCUCGCUGAUCAUAAAUUUAGGCCGAAAUUGAGACAACAACUCUUGCACGAGUUAGCCGGAAAAUUUGCACCAGUUGUAAUUAACUGAUGGUUGUUCAAACAAGUUUUCUUAGACGGAAAUCUUCCGAUCUGGUAAUUGGAUAGCAAUGGGUCACAAGUUCAAAUGUAGGGACAUUUCUUUUCGUACGAUGCAUCCAAAAAUGCCUUUAAAACAUCCCUUCUUUGCAAUAAUUCAAAAUCAAGGCGCGUAAAGGCCAUCGACACAAUUGUGUUGCGUUUCGCAAUCUCGUCCAAAUUUCAAUUGAACUGGGUCGGCAUCUCAAACGUUUCGAAAUCAUUUUGACAUAUCCUACGCUUAGCACGCAAAUUGUUGAUGCAAAUUGUUAGUUGCUUCAACAUUAAUUUAUUUUUAGUUUCACGAACUUAAUGAAAAGUCGCUGUGAGUCCUGUAUUCAUUUUUUUUACACAUAAAACGGGUAGAAUUAUAAAUUUGAAACUGCUAUUUGAAGACGUCUAAAUAUCGUCGGACGUUGACGUUCAGAUACAGCGACAUUUGUCCUAAUAUUUUAGUUCUGCAUCACUUCCAAACUGCAUUACUACUCAAGCUACAGAGGGUAUCAUUUUCCCGCAGUCUGUAUGCUUAAAUCGGAUGAAGUCUCUACAUCUGUGUACAUCAGGGAGAUUGCUUAACAAGGUAUUCAUUGGCGUAACCUAACUAGAGAGUGGGGGGGGGGGGGCAUUUGACCCUUAGCCUUGUUCUUUCAUUGCUAUUUUUAUCAUCAUUAUUAUUGUUACCACUAUUGACAGUUAUAUUGCAGUUAUUAUUGUGUGGUAAAAAGUCUUUUAAAUUUGAUUCAGACAUUUUAUCUGGAAGCGCUCGUUGUCGCUGAAUUACGUCGAUAUAUUAAUUUUAUUAAUUUAAUUAACAUCUCUUGCCUGGCACGGGGUAAUGAAAUAGAUAUAUUUUUUUGGGGGAGGACAGGGUCAGGCUUUAAAGGCGUCAGCGGCACACCUCAGCAAAACCAUCCUUAAUUGUCCCAUCCCCUAACAAAAAGCUAUUGUAGGUAGGACCUCAUAGGUGAAAAUCCCGCCUAAGCAGCAACAUAUGAAAUUAAUUUUGUACUCUUUUUCUAGUUUUUGGCCAAGCAGCUUUCUAUACAUGUUGACCGUGAUACCUGCCAUCUGGGUGGCUGAGUUAGCGAUAUUGAAUGAGAAGCUCGAAUCAGGUCCAAAAAACUGCACGUUAACUGCAGAACAGAAUUACGAUAAAUUUGGUGGAUUGGUAUGUACCCUUUAGUUUCAUUGUACGCCUUUGUAAAACACCUUUCAAUUUUUUGGAAGGUGAAACUCUGUUUGUUUUUGUUAGUUUGUUUUGCUUACCGUGUAAUAUUUGUCCUAUCUGGUUUCUUCCACAUUGUGUAAACUGUUGAUAAACCUAAUUUCUUAAGGGCACCUGACUUCAGAGCCGUCCUUGCUCCUUUGAAGGAGAAUUACAUAAAAAUAUUCAAAACUUUAUGAAAACCAAACCAAAUGUCAUCUUAUGAUCGUUCAGUCUGAUCGUGCGGGUGAGAGUAGUCCCUGAGAAGGACUGGUGUCGGUAUUGACAACUGACGAUCAGGCGACCUGAGAGUAACAGGUCGAAAGCGCUAUGAGUCUACUGACCUUUAACUUCCAGUGCUCAUCCGCAGUUUUUGUGGCAGGAAGUGACAAGGCGUAUUGGCCCUUGUCGUGAAGUCCUAAGGUUACCCGUGACGUCAUGUUUUUUAGUUCUAAAACAGAUGAUAGGUAUUUAAAAAGAGUGUGAUGUUGUCUCGAAUAUGGCGUUGUAUGUGCGUUUAUACCUAACGGUAGUUCUCUGGGAUCGAGUGCGAGUUCAUAAUACAGUAGCUUAGAAUCUCGUGGGUUUUCACUGACUUCAAAGCGCAAAAGAAACUUCCUACUGCGCAGGCUCUUCUGUAUAUGACUGAAUUGGAUUUGUUCACCAGAUAACAGUCAGGACAGACUCUGGUCAGCUGGCGCAGAAGUUUUCCAAACUCGGUCUGAUCCUAUUAAUCAUUGUGGGCCGCUGGUUGCUUCCCAGAGGAGAACUAACACGUGAUCAGCUUUCUUCGCUCUUAUUGGUUUAUGUGGCAAAUGCCGCGGAUAUCAUGGGUAAAUUACAAUUUUAUGAUUCUUGUUAUGACUUUGAGUUUGAAGCCUUUUAUGUUUAAUCUUGUUUUCUGCGUAAAAGCCUGCCAUGUGAGAUUCGUUAUAAGCUAAAGGGAAAGGGAAUUUAGAAUUGUCUUAAACCUACUUUCUUAAUUUUACCACAGAAUUGUUUGAAGUUUUUGACCAAGAGCCAGAUCUGUGGUGUAUACAGGGAGUAGCCUUGGCUGUUCUGGCCACAUAUACUUGGUCGUUCUUGCAGUUUACUCUCGUGUUCACUGCCACAGCAGAGACUGUUCCCGACACAAAGGUACGUCACUUACGCUCUGUAUUGGAUUCUUCUUGAGCCAAUCAUUUGUCAGAUUUUUCAUCGCAUUGCUUAUUCAUCACUGACUGUUCAGGAACAAGACUGAAUCAUAAAGUUUCCUUGAGAUGACGUGGUAAUAGGUUGAUUUGUAGGGUCCCUCUGACUGUUUUUUUUUUUUUAUUGUGUGUGCGAAAUUCGAAAUCAACCAUCAAUCAGAUCAGGUAAUUUGUAAGUGUGGACUUUAUGUGCAGAGAAAAAGGGAAGAAAAACCAAGUUCAAUGUACUAUGUUUGCUUAAGACUUACGAGCCCCUAUUGCUUAUUACUGUCCGAGAGUGCCUCAAUUUCUGUAGCAUAUUUACCCCUCUGUAAUGUACUGUGAUUUCGAGGAGUCGAAAACUGAAGAUUCCAGAACAAUAGCUCGACAAAUGUUAUUGCAACAAGGAGUCGAGCAUAUGGCGACUGUGUAAGACCUUACAUAUGUAAUGAGAACGACAUCUCCCUCCUGGGUUGGAUAUCGUUCUUUCCUUUCUCCCCCCCUCCGCCUUCCCGCCUUUUAAGGAUUUCACAAAAUUUCCUCUAACAGUCUUGAGGCACUCGCAGACAGUCACAUAAGCCUCAUUUCCCUCCAGGACAGCAAACUCUUGGGGGGUAAGAAGGAAAGGAGGAGGGUGGGUACUGUCAGAGCAUAAUAUCUUGCCAAAUUGCACAAUACUAUAACUCAACCAGGGCCUAAUCUGAGAUCUGUAAAAAAGAAACAUUAACAAUCUUUUAUUUUCUUUUUUUUUCUUAGCCACCAGCCCUAGAGGAAAAUAAGACAGACCGAUCGGGUGACGAUCAUACAAAGUUACCAAAGUACAUCAAGAAACUCAUAAAACAGAAGCAAAAAGAUGAACUGGCUAAAAUUGAAAAGAACACAGAUUUGCGCGCAGCUGUCGACCAAAUGAGACAACUCAAAGCUUAUAAAGAUCGCGGAAGACAGGCAAGAUUCUCCAUUCACGACACAGCAUUGGAGGUUGUACAAGUGCAAAGAGAAGUCCGACGUGAGGAAGAAAUCCUCGAGAAGCAGAUAAAACAAAGACAGAAACUUAAACUCCACGGUGACUUGUAUUCAAUUUUGACUUUAAUGUUGAUGCAGGAUGGACCAUUUCUUAUCGUGCGGCUUGUCUUGAUAAUUCAUUAUCACGUGGACGCCUUGUUACAUAUCUUCUUCACCGGCAAGAACGCAAUGGCACUAGCUUUGCUCAUUUACAGGCUUGUUAUUUUGGUGAUGGAAUCGAGUGAAGACGAAGAAGAAAUUGAUAAAGAUAGUGAGUUUUAUGAGAUGUCAAAGGCGUAGAUGUGAAGUUUCAUUUUCCAAGUUUUUUUUAAAUAACUUCCAGGAAAUGCGAAAUCAUGCCGAAACUAAUGGAUUCAUUGGCCUUUGCGGCAAGAUGUUUUCAUCGUCACUUGGCGAUGACUUUACACUAACCAUAAAUGAUUUGAACAAGUUUUGACGCAGCAGAGGUAUUACGACUUCGUUCAAUGCCGAGCUGUUUCAGAACAGGACAAGAAUUAGGGAAACGUUUGUUCUUUGGGCGUGGCUGCCUCUUGCAAUUGCACGCACCACUAUUUCAUAUAUUCAGUUUUUUUACUGAGGAAUGGCCGACCAAAAUUAAAACUUUUCGUGUAGCUUGCUACGCGUUAUUCAUCAGUCCGUGGAACAGUCCGUGGAACAGUCCGUGGAACAGUCCGUGGAACAGUCCGUGGAACAGUCCGUGGAACAGUCCGUGGAACAGUCCGUGGAACAGUCCGUGGAACAGUCCGUGGAACAGUCCGUGGAACAGUCCGUGGAACAGUCCGUGGAACAGUCCGUGGAACAGACUGGUAGUCUAUCCGUAGCUUCACGAGUCCGUUUAUCAGUUUGGCAUCUGUUCACGUCUGUUUUAUCUAGUUAAUUACGUUUCUCUGGCUCUUCCCUUCCCGAUCAGACAAACUGAUAAUGUUCUCAAAAUUUAGAUAAGUUACUCUCAAUUGCCAUAGCGACUCACUAUUUAUUACACUGCAGUGCAAGGUUGGUAAUAUGUGAUAGUUGUUAUUUAUUUCCUGAAAGAAGAGAGUAAAGCAAGUGGGUCAAAGUCUCAAAAACUGGGCCUUUUUUAAAAAUUAGUGCAACUUUGUAUAUUUAAAUGUAUUUAUUUAUCAGCAACUUAUCAGUAGAUUUUAGAGCUUUAAAAACAUUUGUAUAACUUACUUUCUCCAUAGAUUCGAAUAAUGAAAAAUUCUUAGAGUUGUAAAUAAACUUG
Molecule: messenger RNA, 6107 nt
Organism: Pocillopora meandrina
Lineage: Eukaryota; Metazoa; Cnidaria; Anthozoa; Scleractinia; Pocilloporidae
Source: the annotation of a GenBank genome assembly